CUUUUUUUUUUUUUUAGGAUGUCCCCUCAGAAGGUAUCCAGCAUGAUAGUGAAAGAACUCAGUGGUCAUCCAAAGAUUUGCAUUUGGAAUGGUGAAGAGCCAAACCCACACAUGGGACAUUUAGCUUGGGCAGAUGUGUUUGUCAUCACCCCUGAUUCAGUCAGUAUGCUAAAAAACCUGUUCAUGUUAAUGGAGCAGAGAGAUGUACAUGGAAGUUUGAAGACUUCUGAAGGUGUCUCCAACAACGUGGUGUAACUAGGUCGAUAUAUCAGAGAGUUGGAGCUACCGUCCUCUUAGUGAUACUGCAGAAAGAAGCCAUUGCGGCCUAGAAUAGAAGAAUCUUUUGAUCAGAUUUAUCAGUUAUCAUUGCCAUGAAUCACGGAUGAGUAAUUCAGUUGGAUGGUGUUCUGAUUGCCUACUUUGAAGCUUGGUGGUGUGAUUGCUUUCAGACAUAAGACCGAACAGGAGAUACGGUUAAAGACAUUCCCCUAGAAAAUGAUACAGUAACACCCAACACUAUUUUGUGGAGUGUUGAGGAGGUCGUCUGUAGAAUGGACAUGUUUUUGCAAUAUUUUAACAUUGCAACACCUUCAAUACUUGACAAUCUGCCUAAAAGGUCAUUUGGUGUCUUAUAGGGUUAACAAAUGUUUACCAUCUGACUGACUCUAGUGCUGUUCUUGUUCUUAGUA
Messenger RNA from Papaver somniferum (opium poppy), 689 nucleotides. Its product is annotated as mitochondrial fission protein ELM1-like. The record is from RefSeq and is a predicted model, not a curated record. Lineage: Eukaryota; Viridiplantae; Streptophyta; Magnoliopsida; Ranunculales; Papaveraceae. The coding region runs from base 19 to 255 and encodes 78 amino acids. The transcript is spliced from 5 exons.